AUGGACAUUAACGAAUAUAGAAAGCAGGCCAAAAAGGCCGUCGACGACAUCGCCGACUACUACGAAUCGAUCCCGUCGCGCCCCGUCCUCGCCGACGUGCGGCCCGGCUACCUCCGGCCGCUGCUGCCCGAUGCGGCGCCGCUCGAGGGCGAGUCGAUGGAGGCCAUUGUGGCCGACGUGCAGUCCAAGAUUAUGCCGGGCAUCACGCACUGGGCGCACCCGGGCUUCAUGGCCUUUUUCGCGUGCACGGCCUCGCACCCGGCCAACAUUGCCGAGAUGUGGUCCAACGCCUUCAACGGCGCGCACUUUAACUGGAUCUGCUCCCCGGCCGUCACCGAGCUCGAGACGGUCGUCCUCGACUGGCUCGCCAAGGCCCUCGCCCUGCCCGACUGCUACCUCUCCGGCGGGCCGACCCACGGCGGCGGCGUCCUCCACGGCAGCGCCUCCGAGGCCAUCCUCACCGUCAUGGUCGCCGCCCGCGACCGCUACCUCGCCCGCGUCACCGCCCACCUGCCCGACGGCGAGGACAGGGACGAGCAGAUGUGGCGCCACCGCAGCAGAAUGGUCGCGCUCGGCAGCGCCGGCGCCCACUCGAGCACCAAAAAGGCCGCCCAGGUCCUCGGCGUCCGCUUCGACACCGUGCCCGUCGACGAGGCCAGCGGCUACGCCAUGACCGGCCCGGCUCUCCAGGACAAGCUCGCCCAGCUCCGCGCCAAGGGCCUCGAACCGUUUUAUCUGACCGCCACGCUCGGCACCACCGACGUCUGUGCCGUCGACGACUUUGCCGGCAUUGCGGCGACUCUGGCCGCCGCCGACACGAGCGCACAGAACAACGGCACCACCACCACCACUACCAACGGCACUGCCGCCACCGCCGCCGAGGGCAACGUCUGGGUGCACGUCGACGCCGCCUUUGCCGGCUCCGCGCUCAUCCUCCCAGAGUACCAGCACCUGACGCCGCCGCUCGCCGCUUUCCACUCGUUCAACUUCAACCCGCACAAGUGGCUGCUGACCACGUUUGACUGCUCCGCCGUGUGGGUGCGGUCCCGGGCCGACCUCAUCACCGCGCUGAGCAUCAAGCCCGCCUACCUGCGCAACGAGUUUAGCGACUCGGACCUCGUCACCGACUACCGCGACUGGCAGGUGCCCCUCGGCCGCCGCUUCCGCUCGCUCAAGCUCUGGUUUGUCCUGCGCAGCUACGGCCUCGCCGGACUGCGCGCCCACGUCCAGCGCGGCAUCGACCUCGGCCGCUCGCUCGACGACAAGCUCGCCGCCCGCCCGGACCUGUUUGUCUCGUUUACGCCCGCCCGCUUCGCCCUCGUCUCGUUUCGCGUCGUCGGCGCCGACGACGACGAGCGCAACGCCCGCACCGAGACCCUCUACGAGACCCUCAACGCGUCCGGCCAGGUCUACCUCACCAGCACCGUCGUCAAUGCCGUCUUUGCCAUUCGCGUGUCCACCAGCACGGCUGCGGUGCGCGAGGAGCACGUCCAGGCCACGUUUGACCUGAUUGUCAAGGAGACGGAAGCGCUGCUGGCCAAAGCGUAG
Cordyceps militaris CM01 is the source of this 1548-nucleotide messenger RNA. Its product is annotated as aromatic-L-amino-acid decarboxylase. NCBI's taxonomy places the organism in Eukaryota, Fungi, Ascomycota, Sordariomycetes, Hypocreales, Cordycipitaceae. The record is from RefSeq and is a predicted model, not a curated record. The transcript has 2 exons. Gene Ontology annotation, molecular function: pyridoxal phosphate binding; carboxy-lyase activity. Gene Ontology annotation, biological process: amino acid metabolic process. The coding region runs from base 1 to 1548 and encodes 515 amino acids.